AUGCGGCGCGGCGGCGGCGGCGGGAACGGCAGCGAGGGCGAGCCCGAGUGGCCGUGGCCGUGGCCGCCCUGCGACGAGCGGCUGUGCCUGGCGCUGCCCAUGUGGGUGCUCGUUCCCAUCACGGCCGUCUGCCUGGGGCUCUUCGUUGUCGGCGUGGCGGGCAAUGUCCUCACGGUGCUGGUCAUCCGCAGCUACCGCGACAUGAAGACCACCACCAACCUCUACCUGGGCAGCAUGGCCGUCUCGGACCUGCUCAUUCUCAUGGGGCUGCCCUUCGACCUCUACCGCCUCUGGCGCUCCCGACCCUGGAUCUUCGGGCAGCUGCUGUGCCGCCUCUCGCACUACCUAAGCGAAGGCUGCACCUACUGCACCAUCCUCCACAUCACCGCCCUCACCGUGGAGCGCUACCUCGCCAUCUGCUUCCCCCUCAAGGCCAAGGUGGUCGUCACCAAGCGCCGGGUGAAAGCCACCAUCGGCGUCCUUUGGGCCUUCGCCUUGCUCUCUGCCAGCCCCUUCUUCUUCCUGGUGGGCGUGGAGCAGCCCGACAACCACACUGACUUCAGCCGCGAGUGCAAGCCCACCCCGCAGGCGCUGCAGUCCGGCCUGCUGGCCACCAUGUUCUGGGUCACCACCUGCUACUUCGUGCUGCCCGUCACCUGCCUCAGCGUCCUCUACGGCUGCAUUGGCCGCGAGCUGUGGCGGAGCAACACCCGCCUGCGGGGCCCCAGCUCGCUCCUCCGGGAGAAGGGGCACCGCCAGACUGUCAGGAUCUUGGCUGUGGUGGUUCUGGCCUUUGUAAUUUGCUGGUUGCCUUUCCACAUUGGCAGGAUCAUAUUUAUAAACACCCGGGACAUGAGGACGAUGCUGUUCUCCCAGUACUUUAAUAUAUUCGCCCUGCAGCUUUUCUACCUGAGCGCAUCCAUCAACCCUGUCCUCUACAACCUCGUUUCCAAGAAGUACAGGGCAGCAGCCUGCAAGCUGCUGCUGCCCCGCCGAGCUGCAGGAAGGGCUCUCACGGGAACAAAAGACGCUGGGGGCUACACAGAGACCAGCACAAGGCACGAGUACACCACCAGCUUCUGAGGCUGCAGCCCGCACUUCUUCAGGCAUUCCUGUCUAAGGAAGGGAGCUUCCUUCUCAUGGGAGAGUCGCAAAAGGAUGGACAUUUGUUAGGGCAUGUGGUGUUUCCUAACUGUCUGUGUUUUGGGAUACCUAUAUUUUUGGUAACAGAGCAAGCAGGCACCACGAAGUAUGGAGAAUGAAGUGCAACUCAUGAAAGACGAUAAGUCAAUAGGAAAAGCUGGAGUAACUUCCCAGUAAAACCACAGGUUUGCUUUAUUACAUAGUGUUCAUUGCACAUGUUCUGUGCCAUUUCUUGUAUUUUCUAAAAAUCAUAACACCAAGGUCUGUGUAGGAGCACUUCCUGGGAGCUGUAAUGGGUAAAAUUCCCAGACAGCCUUCACCAUUUUAAAAGAGUUUUCUUAUAAAUGAGAUUUUACAAAGCACAGUCUCACAAGGAGAUGGAUGCAAAAAAAAUCACCCACCAACCUUAACAGCCCUGGAAGAAGAGGCGUAUGCUUUUAGCACCUGGUCUUGUAAUCAUGAAGGGGACUUUCCUGGGCAGUUUCACUAAUUUCCCUUAGGAAAGCACCUGCUGCACACAGCAGUCUCUGGGCUUAACGCUAUUUGAUCCCACAGGAUCAAAUAAGGUCUUUUACUUAUAUAUUAACAACUUGUUGUAAAACUUGAGAUAUCCCAGAUCACUUCCCUUAGAAUAGAUGAGCAGUGUUUGGUAAUUGGUAGCGGUGUGUCUCCACAUUGUGUAUUGUGUGUGCAAAUAAUACACCAAGUUAACCCACCUUGCCACAAACAAGACCCAUCACUGAAUGUGCUGGACUAUGCCCAGGGCUCCAUACUGCAUAACACUGCACUGAAAGUCAAAAACCAACUCACUAAUUCUGCUCCAAAAGAUUUUAAUUGGAAACUUCAACUGUACAGCUUAUGAAGGAGGCUAGUUGUGAGGAAAAGCUAGAAGAAGCUGCAGCAGUGUUUUCUGUGGAGGAUCAUUGCCUCUGUACAUUUUACUUGUUACAUUAUUGACUCUAGUGGUGUAAAUGUGGACCAAAAUCACUGAUGUGGGACUGUGCUUAUAGGAGCGUCACUGAUGCUUGCCAUCACUGUCCAUGUUUGCCCUUAGUUCUCUGUUAACUUCUCCUUUCAGGCAGUCAUAGAGGGUGAUACUGUCCCCUCUGAGCCUCCUUUUGUAUAGGCUAAAUUCCCCCAUUUCCCUCAGCCACUCCUCAGUUGUGCUCCAGAGCCUUUACCAGCUCCACCACCCUUCUCUGGAC
Messenger RNA from Camarhynchus parvulus, 2348 nucleotides. RefSeq names its product motilin receptor (gene MLNR). The record is from RefSeq and is a predicted model, not a curated record. Lineage: Eukaryota; Metazoa; Chordata; Aves; Passeriformes; Thraupidae. Gene Ontology annotation, molecular function: G protein-coupled peptide receptor activity. Gene Ontology annotation, cellular component: plasma membrane. The transcript is spliced from 2 exons. Bases 1 to 1083 code for a protein of 360 amino acids. Gene Ontology annotation, biological process: G protein-coupled receptor signaling pathway.